Molecule: messenger RNA, 1351 nt
Organism: Erigeron canadensis
Lineage: Eukaryota; Viridiplantae; Streptophyta; Magnoliopsida; Asterales; Asteraceae
Product: cysteine-rich receptor-like protein kinase 10
Exons: 4
Coding region: 89-1240 (383 amino acids)
Biological process (GO): protein phosphorylation
Molecular function (GO): protein kinase activity; ATP binding
Source: RefSeq, a predicted model, not a curated record
UAUAUAUAAAACCAUAUAUAUACAACUCUGCACUUGUUGGAACCUUUGACAAUAAAUUAAUAGGAAUAGUUUCCGUACAAUUAACAAAAUGAAACGACUUGUGUCAAGUUGUUGCAUGAGAUGCGGUGGAAGAGCUGCGGCCGCCGAUGAGCAUGAAUCAGAAUCAGAAUCAUGGGAAUUAUUUUUCAAACUCCAAACUCUUCAAGUUGCUACAAAUUUCUUUUCAGAUUCUAACAAACUUGGUCAUGGUGGUUUUGGUCCUGUUUACAAGGGUUUAUUGCCUAAUGGCCAAGAAGUAGCAAUCAAGAAGUUAUCGCUUACAUCAAGACAAGGCCUGCGUGAAUUCACUAAUGAGGUGAAAUUACUACUCAAAAUUCAGCAUAAAAACUUGGUUAUGUUAUUAGGAUGCUGCAUAGAAGGACCGGAAAAGAUGCUUGUAUACGAGUAUCUUCCAAAAAAGAGCCUCGACUACAUUCUUUUUAAUAAAGGAAAGUCUCGAGCAUUGCAUUGGACCCAACGGUUUCAAAUCAUUGUAGGCGUUAUAAGAGGUCUUCUCUACCUCCAUGAAGAAGCCCCUGUAAGGAUCAUCCAUAGAGACAUCAAAGCAAGUAAUAUUUUGUUGGAUGAGAGUUUAAAUCCCAAAAUUUCAGAUUUUGGUUUGGCACGACUUUUUCCUGGUGAUGAUACACAUUUGAAUACGCUCAGAAUUUCUGGUACCCAUGGAUACAUGGCUCCUGAGUAUGCGAUGCAUGGAUAUUUGUCGGUUAAAGCUGAUGUCUUCAGUUUUGGGGUUUUAGUUUUGGAGAUUGUUAGUGGCCGAAAAGUUAGUGAGCGGCAGCUUGGUGCUGAAAAGUCAGAUCUUUUGAGCUAUACGUGGAGCCUCUUCCAAACAGGGAAGCAACUGGAGUUAGUUGAUGAAAACCUUGAAACAUGUAACAUUAGUGAAGCAUUAAUGUGCAUACAGUUAGGGUUGUUAUGCUGUCAAGCUAUCGUUGCUGAUAGGCCCGAUAUGAAUGCUCUGCAUCUCAUGAUAUCAAAGGAUUCUUUUACCCUUCCCCACCCAGGAAAACCUGGUCUUCAAGGGCGUGGAGGACGUUGGACCACCAACACUUCAUCCGCACUUACUAACACUAAUGCUAGUACUUCUGCCACAUAUUAUACUAAACCAUCUAUUACUAGUUCCAUAGAAGAAUAUUCAAGAAAUUCUAUUUCGUUUUCAUCAAUGAAUGAUGGUAGAUAAGGCAAUUAUUUUCAUGUGUGGCGGUCAUUUAUAUUUUUACAUUUUUUGAUUAUUGAUGUUGGUAUGAAUUUAGAAUCUUUCUCAUGUCGUAAAGUGAUCGAUUACUGUGAA